GAGAUCAUCCUGAAGCGAGCGGCCGACCUGACCGAGGCGCUCUACAGCGUGCCCCGCAGCCACAACCAGCUGCCGUCGCUCACCGGCGCCGCCGCUCACUCAGGGAUGAUGGGCGUGAACUCCUUCAGCAGCCAGCUGGCCGUCAACAUCUCCGAGGCCUCGCAGGCCGACCAGGGUUACUCCCGUAACUCGAGCAGCGUGUCUCCUCGCGGCUACGUGCCGAGCUCCACGCCUCAGCAGUCCAACUACAACACCAUCACGUCCACCAUGAACGGCUACGGCGCCGCCGGGAUGACCAACCUGGGCGUGCCCGGCUCCCCCAGCUUCCUCAACGGCUCCGCCGCCAACUCCGCCUACGCAACCAUGGCCGGGCUCAUCGUGCCCCCCAUGUGAUGACCCACAAUCACCCGGACCGGACCUGACCCGACCCGACCGGCCCGUCUGGACCAGAACCUCCUCGUCUCCUCCACCUUCCACCGCAGGUCCGGUCGGGGUCWCCUCGGACCGGACCUCGUCUUCGUCUCUGCAGCUUUUUACAGAACAGAACCGGUGCCGGACCGGUCCAAACCCCCCGUGAGACGGGAAGGAGGCGGGUCCACCGGGAGCUUCGGUCCAAAGACGCCACGUCUCUAAAAUCAGUUUUAAAAACUGCAAACGGAGUUUUCAAACGUCUCGUUUUAUUUAUAAAAAUAAAAACUUUAAACRUUGGAACUUUUUUUCAGCUUCAAACAUUUGAUUCUUUUCUUUUAACGUUUGUUUUGUUUCGGUUCUGGACCCCCGGUCCAAGAAACCAGGAGGACUGAAACCUGGACCCGUCAGACGGGCUCCAGACUCGGAUCAGAACCGGCCCUCGGUGGACCUUUAACCACGUUUGUCUCGUCCUAAAAAAGGAGGGAAGUUUCUGACCCGUAAAUGUUUUCUGUAUAAAGUCAGUUUUCUCUGUUUCUUUUGGCUCCAGAACCGCGGUUCUGGUUCUGGUUCUGGUUCUGAACCAGUUUUAAUGGGAUGAAGGUUUCUGAUCGUGCUGGUUUUGUAUUUAUGAAGUGGUUUCAGGAGUUCCUCCUGAGCUUCGGGCCUGAACCACAGUGUCAGAUAUAUCCGUAACAUUUGAUGUCUUAAUACGUUUUAUUGUAAAAAGAGUGAAAACUGAGAAUUAACUGUUUUUUAUUUGUAAAAACUCACAGAAUGAAGGCAGGACGUGAAACAACUUUCAUCACUUUUGUAUAAAACUGCUUUUCUGAUAUUUAACUUUUUGUAAACCUUGUGUUUCUCCUGGUUCUUGUCUUUUGUGUAUUAUUGUGAAACGUAUAAUCAUUACUGCACUACUUCUGUUGGAUCACUUCAAGAAGAGAGAAGCUUUUAUUUUGAAAUCCUGCUUGUGUGAAACUUUAACCAUCCUCCGGCUGAACUUUUGUUUUUAUCGUCUGAAUAUAAAAAACGUUUGUGUUUUUCGUUUUAAACACUUGAAUUGUUUUCUGUCAAACUGAAUCUGAUUAAUGGACCGGCUCCUCUGACCAGCCUGAGGCUCGUCUGUGAUGUCACACUGCACCAACCAAUCAGAUGACAGAUCAGCUUCUGUAAAAAUCGUUUUUUUUAGAUCAUCUGAACAUGGAUGUGAUGGUCAAAACCGUCACACCUGAUUGGUCACACGCAUCAUGACAUCACCGUUAGAAUAAUGGAGGGAAUCAAACACACCUGUCAGGUGAGCCGGGACACCUGAGACACAAAAUUCUAAUCACAAUCAGCUGGUAACCAGGCCCCGCCCACAUUUCUGCCACUUCCUGUUCUUUAGGUCCAGUUUGCCCGAGGUAAACAAUAAUAAAUAAAUCUAAACUUUCUGUGAUUAAAGACAAAAUAUUCAGGUUUUCCCUUUAAAUCCUCUGAGGUUUGGGAUUUCAGACGUGUUUCCAGGCAGGAAAUUUGACGUUUUAAGAGUUCGGAGCAGAAAAACAAAUGUCAGGACGAGUUUGAGCUCCAGAUGUUUGACAGAAGCAUCACACUGUAGAAAAACAUGGUUCAGUUCAAUAAACUGUUUUAUUUUAUUAUUGUUAAAAGUUUCUCAGCCUCAGAAAAAAAAAAUGAACGUUUUGGAGGUUUGAUUUCAGCAGGAAGGAGCAGAGCAGCAUCUUUGUGAAAUAUGAACUAUAUCAAAGUAUAUCAAAGCACAAUGUUUAAUUAACGUCUUAAUAAAGUGAACGGGGGGAGGGGGGGGACACCCCUGCAGGUCUUCAGUUUGUGUCUCUGACCAUGCUGUAAAUAGAUGCAUGUCUUUUGGUUUUCAGUUGGUUUUUCCUGUGAUUCAGUGCUUUUGUACAGAAACAGUCUAAWAAUAAAGAUUACAUUUGGCUCGAA
Austrofundulus limnaeus is the source of this 2352-nucleotide messenger RNA. Its product is annotated as transcription factor COE1. Gene Ontology annotation, molecular function: DNA binding; DNA-binding transcription factor activity. NCBI's taxonomy places the organism in Eukaryota, Metazoa, Chordata, Actinopteri, Cyprinodontiformes, Rivulidae. The record is from RefSeq and is a predicted model, not a curated record. Gene Ontology annotation, biological process: regulation of DNA-templated transcription.